AUGGCGACUAACACCAGUUGUCCUUUGGGCAGCGAUGAUCAAUUCGGCCCUCGCAUUGACUACAACUGCCGCCACUUUGACUUCACUCUCCUUUUUGAAGAUACCAUCUUUCACAUUCUCCCUUCGGCAGUAUUUCUCCUGCUCAUUCCAUUUCGAAUAUUUUCCAUUGCACGGACACCGGUGAAAGUAGCCACUUACAGACUUGCCUUGUGCAAAUUGGCUCUCUUGAGCAUCUUAACUGUGCUUCAUCUCAGUUUCGUCAUAAUCAACAUCAGGUCAUUAGCCCCCCGCGCGACAGCUUCACUGGCAGCGGGAAUUCUCAACUUCAUAGCCGUUUUCGCAGCUACUCUUCAAUCGUUCCUCGAAGACCAACGCUCCACUCGCCCAUCCGACUUGCUCAUACUCUACUUCUCAGCCUCUGCCAUACUCUCACUACCGCGCCUCAGAACUCUAUGGCUCAUCUCCAUUGCCGGAGCGUCCAGAGGUCUCCGGACUGCCAUUAUCAUUCUCACGAUCCUAGUCGUUCCCUUGGAGUCCAUCGGCAAGAAGCGAUUCUUGCGAACAGAGUACCGAGCUCUUACGAAAGAGGAAGAAACUGGCUUCUGGGGACGCAGCUUCUUCACCUGGCUUAUGCCUUUCUUCCGUCUCGGCUACUCGCGGGUCAUUCACAUCCGGGAUAUGCCGGAAGUCGACAAAGACCUAGCUGGAGAUAGAGCAGGGGCAAGCCUCGAGGCCGCGUGGUCGAAGCGCAAAGGGCAGAAAUACCACCCUUUGAUCCGCUCUGGCUUUUACGCAUAUCGCGGGACUCUCUUCGCCGGCGUCAUAACGCGUCUCUUUCUCACCGCGUUCACGUUUUGCCAGCCAUUCCUCAUCACGGCGACAGUGAAAUUCAUGCAGACGCCCAAGACGCCACAGUCCGAGAGAUAUGGGCAAGCACUUGUCGGGGCAUAUGUUCUUACGUAUCUCGGUCUAGCGGUCUCCCGAGCUGCAUUUUCCCGCCACCAGUUCCGCUUUACGACGAUGCUUCGAGCAGGGCUGAUGUCCAUGAUAUUCAGACAGACUGUCUCUCUUAAAGCAGAUGACUUGAAAGAUAGUGCUGCGGUUACUUUGAUGGGCACAGAUAUCGAACGCAUCGUACUCACGUUCAACAACCUUCAUCAGAUUUGGGCUGCCGUUCUGGAAGUUGGCAUCGCAAUAUUCCUCCUGCAACGUCAAAUAGCGUCUGCAUCUGUAGUACCAGUCGUCAUUUCUAUCGUCUGCGCUUUUGGCGUCAUCCCGGUCUCCAAGACCAUUGGAAGGGCACAAACGGCCUGGAUUGAACGUUUGCAGAAGAGAGUGGCAGUCACAGCCUCAAUGCUGGGAGAUAUGAAGUCGAUCAAAAUGCUAGGUCUCUCAGGCGUGUUGUCAACCACUAUCACAGAGCUGCGACGUGUUGAGUUAAGGACGUCUGAGAAAUUUCGCAAAUUAGUACUCUCUCAGAUCCUUGUUUCAAAUCUUCCCGUCGAAUUUGCGCCUUUCGCAACAUUUGUCAUCUACAGUAUAAUCGCAGUCAUCACCAAAGAUCAAACAUUGACGACAACGAAUGCCUUCACCGCUCUGUCUUUAAUCGGCCUCUUGACAGAACCACUUUUGCUAUUUUGCCAAUUCGUGCCUAACAUUGUACAGGGGGUGGCUUGCUUCAAGCGCAUCGAGAUGUUUUGCCUCAAAGCACACGAAGGAUCACGGCGGGAACACCUCACACCUCCAGCGCGCUCUUCAGUCACCACUAUGAACAGGACAAGCAUCGAGCUCGCGGACCAUUUGACGCAAAAGUCGUCGGAAGGAAUGAUAGCCUCGUUCUGUAACGCAAAGAUCUCCUGGUCGCCUGAUUCAGACAUAGUCUUUAAAGACCUAUCCUUGACGAUAAAGAGAGGCAUCACCAUGGUCGUAGGCCCUAUUGGAUGCGGAAAGUCUUGCCUUAUGGAGAGUAUCCUCGGAGAGACAUCACAUAGUGCCGGGACCAGAGAUCGCAUGGCUCACGGUAUCGCCUACUGCGCGCAGACUCCGUGGAUGAUGAACGACACCGUGAGAAGGAACAUCACUGGUGGCCUCCAUCAUGAUCCGAAAUGGUUCGACCAAGUUUUGUGGCUGUGCUCCUUGACUGAAGAUGUCAAGAAUAUGCCUGGAGGAGAGUUGUACAACAUUGGCAGUCACGGUGUCGGCUUGAGCGGAGGGCAACGACAGCGUGUAGCACUCGCUCGCGCGGUCUACUCCAGACACCGAGUUGUAGUCCUCGAUGACGUCUUCAGCGGCCUUGAUUCCAAAAGUGUCAGCCAGAUUUCAAGCCGUCUCUUCAGCAAGGAUGGUCACUUCCGCCGGAACGAGAUCUCCAUCAUUCUUGCGACUCACACCAAUGAAUUAAUCGUUCUCGCCGAUGGUGGAGUCCUUAGUCAGGGCCCAUAUGAACAGGUUGUUGCUAGCUCACCUGAAUUAAUCACAAAAUCGAGAUUAGAAGGUGACAAUAAUCUUCAGAAGGGUGAAGAGUCAGAGCAAGCUGAGGAGGCUGUGAAACCCACACAAAUCCAGAGGACCCUGGAUGCCGAGGAAGACAGACUGCGCCAAAAUGGUUCUUGGUCAGUUCACAAAUACUACUUCGAGCGAGCUGGUUGGGUAAUAGUUGGCUCGUUCGUCUUCGCCACUUUCACCGAGGCAUUUUGCAGCGGGUUUACAAAUAUCUGGUUUCAAUGGUGGGUAGAAGCCAACGAAAAACGGCCAAAUGACAACCUCGGUAUGUAUCUUGGGGUUUAUGCCUUUCUAUUUGCGAUGGCAUGCAUUGGACUUUCCGUGGAAUGCUGCUUUUUCCAGUCCACUGAUACAGGUUCAAUCACCAACAGAUUCAGCCAGGAUCUUAAUCUGGUUGAUGUGACUCUUCCAUCCAAUGCCAUUAACUUUGCCUCGAAUGCUUGCGCUUGCAUCGUGAAGCUCAUAAUACUAUGUGUCAUGGGCAAGUACUUGGCGACAUCCGUGCCUCUUCUAGUAGGUGUGCUCUUCUUCGUUCAACGAUACUAUCUCCGCACCUCUCGCCAGGUCCGUCUCCUCGACAUCGAAGCCAAGGCUCCAAUCUACACCCACUUUCUUGAAACACUCAAGGGUGUUGCCACUAUUCGUGCCUAUCAAUGGGAAGAGAACUUUGAGGAGCAGGCGACAAAACUCCUGAAUACGUCACAGAAACCCCACUACAUGCUAGCCUGUAUACAACAAUGGCUCGCGCUCGUUUUGGAUCUCAUCGUCGGGGCUCUGGCUCUCAUCAUAGUCAGCAUGGCAACUUCCAUUACCGAUAAGUUUUCUCCUGGAGCAAUUGGUGUUUCCAUGGUCUUGGUCCUGGGGUUCAACAAUUCUCUUGCGACAACAAUCAAGAACUGGACUGCUCUGGAAACUUCAAUCGGUGCUGUGGCCAGAAUAAGAGAGUUUGCACAGACAACGCCUUCCGAGGAGCGUGAGCUGGGAAGCUCCGGUGUCCCUCCUGAAAGGUGGCCAAUGCAAGGCCGCAUCGCCUUUGAGAGCGUCACUGCGAGAUACACAAAAGACGGAGAUGCAACUCUGAAGAACUUGUCACUUUCAAUAUCAUCCGGCCAGAAGAUUGCAGUCUGCGGACCAUCAGGCAGCGGCAAGACCUCCUUUGUUCUCUCACUUCUUCAGAUGAUUGAAGUUACAGAAGGGAAGAUUUAUAUCGACGGCAUUGAUCUCGAAGGUCUGGAGAGAGCGGGAGUACGUUCACGAAUCAACGUCAUACCUCAGGAGCCAUUCUUCAUCCCGGGCAGCGUCCGGUUCAACUUAGAUCCACACUCCCGCGAAAGUAGUGAGACGAUCAAAGCAGCGCUCGAUAAAGUUGGCCUCCUGGGCAAGAUCGCUAUGGCAGGUGGUCUGGACAGCGAACUAGAUGCCGAUGGGUUCUCCGUAGGGGAAAGAUAA
Molecule: messenger RNA, 3951 nt
Organism: Colletotrichum lupini
Lineage: Eukaryota; Fungi; Ascomycota; Sordariomycetes; Glomerellales; Glomerellaceae
Product: ABC transporter
Exons: 10
Coding region: 1-3951 (1316 amino acids)
Biological process (GO): transmembrane transport
Cellular component (GO): membrane
Molecular function (GO): ABC-type transporter activity; ATP hydrolysis activity; ATP binding
Source: RefSeq, a predicted model, not a curated record